Molecule: messenger RNA, 525 nt
Organism: Astrephomene gubernaculifera
Lineage: Eukaryota; Viridiplantae; Chlorophyta; Chlorophyceae; Chlamydomonadales; Astrephomenaceae
Source: the annotation of a GenBank genome assembly
GUCUAGGCGGUGGUGGUGGUGGGGCGGGGGCGGCGGCGCUGCCCCCCGGGCUGCAUGCGGCUGCUGCCUCGGGGCUGCCGCCGGCGCUGUCGGCUGAGAGCAUGGGCGCAAACUACGUGCUGGCCAGCUGUGUGUUUUACGCGCUGGGCACGGUUCGCAUGGGUGUGCACAGCGCGCGCUUCCCGCCCCUGGCGCUGGCGGCGGCCAGUGCGGUGGCGUACGCGGCGCUGGCGGUGCUGUGGCUGCUGGCGGAGGUGGCAGUGUCCCCCUCCGGAGGGCGGGCCGACUACGCGGCUGCUGCGGGGCUGCUGCUGCGCGACCCGGCUGCCCUGGCGCUGCUGCUGUGGGCGGGAGCGGGCCCCGGGGCGCUGUCCAGCUACCUGCAGGCACUGGGGCAGCGCAUCGUGCCCGCGGCGCAGGCGCAGAUGCUGUACAGCAGCACCCCUCUGUGGUCCGCGCUGAUCGCCCAGCUGCUGCUGCGGGGUCAGGACGGCGCCAUGGGUGCGCUGGCCUGGCUGGGCGGGG